AUGGAUCGUACAGGACGGAAGCGAAAGGCGGACGAUGAGCACGAAGAGCUCCAAAAGGCGUUACGAAAGUUUGAAGAUGAAUUCGGUAAUAUGGGAAGUGCUAUAGAUCGUGGACCAAAAGCUUUUAUUCGAUCAGAAGUGGUGAAUGCUAACAAAACAGUGAGCAGCGCAAAGCAACUUUAUAAACCGGAACCCAUAGUGCCAAUCCACCGCUCUCUUCCGGUCAGCGGAAGUUCUUUUGAGGAGUCGAAAAGACUAGCAGCUGAGAAAGCUCGUCGCAUGCUCGAAGAAGCACACAAGGGUAAGGGUCCGCCUCCGCAAGUCAUUCCAUCCAGUGCAACCCGACCUGUUUCGCGACCUCCACGGCCUGGUGCAGCUAGAGCUGUUCAGAAAAGCAAAACAAGCAAUUUAGAGGCAUUCAAGGAAGAAUUGAAAAAAGUUCAACAAGAAAGAGAUCAGCGUAAAGGACUGCGAGACCAUUUAAGAGCAGAGCUUGGCGUCGACACGGAAGCUCUGGACAAGAUCGCCCCUGCUCUUGACAAACCUUACAUGGGGAGCGGAGAAUACGAUGAUGAUCCGUAUACAACUAAUUUAUACAUUAGCAACCUCCCAUUGGACAUGACGAUGGAGGACCUGUUUGAUUCUUUUGGAUCUUUUGGGCCACUGGCGUCGGCCAAAAUACUCUUCCCUCGUACAGAGGAAGAAAAACGGCGUGAUCACCUUUGCGGAUUCUGUGCAUUCAUGUCGAGAGAAGAUGUAGACCGCGCUCUUGCUCAAAUGAUGGGAUUCUUUAUCCGAGGAGAACCCAUAAGAAUGUCUUUUGCUAAACCUAUUGUAAUACCUUCACAGCCGUUCUAUGUUCCUCCACCUCUUUUGGAGUUGAGUGCGCCCGAUCCUAUCACUGAGCUGCCAUUCAACGCCAAGCCUUUGCUUCGAGAUAUUACUGCUUAUAAGGAAAAGUACGGUCCUCUGCCUCGAUAUGGAGAGCCAAUUACUUUUGAGGGCGAACAACUGGACGCCUACAAUCAGAUGAUCAAGAACGCGACAGUUCGUGUAGUGAUUCCGUCAGACAGCCACCUCCUGCUUGUCAUUCAACAUGUGGUGGAAUUCACGAUACGGGAAGGGCCACUCUUCGAGGCAAUGUUGAUGACGCGAGAGCGGAACAAUCCGUUGUUCAGGUUUCUUUUCGAGCUGAAUCACCCCACGCACGUGUAUUAUCGUUGGAGACUGUACUCAAUUUCCCAGGGUGACACUUUUCUGCAAUGGCGUCGAGAAAAAUUCAGAAUGUUCGAAGGCGGAUCUUGGUGGCAGCCGCCAAUUCCGCAAGCGGAACUUUUUAGUUGCAUGCCUCGCUCUCUCUACAGUUAUGCGUGCACGAUCACUGACCCGAGUCGCUGGCUUCCUAAACUGGAUGCUCCUCUGGCUGCACGAAAUACUCGAUCGCAGGACACAAGAGAAAGACGUGAAAAAUCCAGAGGCAGCCCGAGGCAAGACCAUUCUAGAAAACCAAAGGCCCGAUUACGGAAAAGUCAGAGGAAAAAACUGGAGCAAAUUCUCAGGGAGCUCACGCCUGAGUGUGAUAGCAUUGGUGACGCCAUGGUGUGGUGCGCGGAUCAUGCCACUUGUGCUCGAGAAAUAUGUGAAUGUAUUUACGAGUCCCUUACGAUUGACGAAACUCCGUUGCACAAAAAGAUAGCGAGACUUUAUCUAAUCUCGGAUUUGCUAGCGAACGCAGCUUCUCGCGGAGUUAGGGACGUUUUCUAUUUCCGGCAAUAUUUCGGCGAGCUCCUAACUAAGAUUUUCGCUGCAUUGGGACGCACGUUGAGAACCGUGAAUGCUCGGCUCAAAGCGGAGCAGUUCAAACAGCGCGUCAUGUCUUGCUUCCGAGCAUGGGAGGAAUCGGUUCUCUAUCCAACUGAUGUUCUAGAGGGAAGAGAAACGAUGAAGAGGAAGAAAUCCUGGAUGGUGCUCCCGUGUGAUAUCGAUGGCGUUCCAAUUGAAGAGACUGAAAGAAACAUGCCCAAUUUUUGA
Ostertagia ostertagi is the source of this 2031-nucleotide messenger RNA. Lineage: Eukaryota; Metazoa; Nematoda; Chromadorea; Rhabditida; Trichostrongylidae. The record is from the annotation of a GenBank genome assembly.